AAUUAUUCAGAGUUCAGUUGUGAUAUGAUAUUCGUGCCGUGAAGGUUUUCGAGAACCAUGGAAAACUUUGGUUACAAGGAAGGGUCGGCUAAACCCAAAUACCGAAUGGGAUCAAGAUCAAUUAAAGUGAAAAGUACACAGUUUCCUUUAAAACCAAGAUUUUCUCUCACGCCUGACGUUACAGUGCAUUGGCGUAAUAAUCAUGAAGCAGUGCUUGCUGAAGAUUUUGAAUACAUGAAGAUAGGACCAUCGCCACCUGCAGAAAGUGCGCCAAAUAUGUUUGAUCAAUACGAAGAAUCAAAUGCAGAAUUUGGAUUUGAAUUCUCGUUCGAAACAAUCCGUACCUCACUGAUGGAACAAAUGCGGUUGUGCUCUGGAAGGUUGAAGUUGCUGGACAAUAUUGAACAAGGGAAUACAAUAGCUGCUAAUAUAAAAGAAAUGUUCGAAGGUGCUACACAAGCGGAGAAGAAUAUAAGUUUUAUAUUUUCAGCAUUUAUGAAACGUUGGGACCUACUUGAAGGCCUUCUAGAAUGUGGAGCAGAGCUGAUUUAUUUUGAUAGCAAUGGAUUUACCGCAUUGCAUCUUAGUUCUUUCAGCGGGUGCCUCAAUUGUACUAGUUUUUUAGUGACUAGAGAAACAGAUGUCAAUAUGCAACCGAAAUCGUUUACGCCAUUACAUUGCGCAGCAUUCGGGAAUUCGAUAGAGAUUGCUCGGUUUUUGAUAGCUAGAGGUGCUAGACUAAAUAUAAAUACUAAAAAGCCAAAUUGUGAAGAAUCGCUUCUACACUGUGCUGUUCGUGCUAAUGCUAUCGAUUGUGUGAAGCUGUUUAUUGCGGAGGGGAUGGAUGUCAAUUCAUUGAAACCGAGUGGAAUGAACUCAAUUCACCUUGCCGCGGAUUUGGGUUUCGUUCAAUGUCUGAAGGCAUUGUUGGACUUUCCAACAGCGGAUCCGAAUAUUAGAAUUGGAAUACGAGAAAAAGAAUCAACAGCUCUUCACCUUGCUGCUGACGAAGGAAACGUUGAAUGUGUUAGCUUACUUUUAGCCAAAGGAGCAAAUGCAAAAUUCAAGAACCAUCGAGGAUUUACUCCUUUACAUUUAGCAGCUCGUACUUCUAGUUUAGAGUGCGUUGAAUUACUAUUAAGGUUGGGAAACGCAGAUCCUAAUGCAGAGGAUUUUGAUUUGCGAACACCGCUCCAUACAGCGAUCGGAAAAUCAGACAGCGCGAUUGACAUUAUCGAAACGCUCAUAUGCUGGGGUUCGGAUGUGAACCGCAAGGACAUAUUUGGAUUUACACCGCUCCAUUUGGCUGCGCUUGAUGGUCUGGCACAUUGCGUGGAAAUUUUAAUCUAUCAUGACGCCGAUGUAACUACGAAGUCCAAAAAGGGCACCACUGCAUUGAAUGUAAUAACAAGGAAAACACCUGCUUCGUUGGCUAUGAUUAGAAGAAAAUUCAACGAUGCUAUCACUCUGAUUAAUUCUCAAGAUCCGUCGGAUAAAGAAGUUGUGUUAGAAUUAGACUUCCGAAGUAUUUUACAGCAUUGCUAUCCUAGGGAAAUAAGUUAUUUGAAUACUCUUGUUGAUGAAAGUCAGAAAGAAAUACUGCAACAUCCGUUGUGUUCUGCGUUUAUUUACAUAAAAUGGGGCAAGAUCCGUAAAUAUUAUAUUGCAAGAUUGUUGUUUUGUUUCAUUUUUAUUUUGUUUCUCACUCUAUAUGUGCUAACUGCUUUAGCACACAAUUGUUAUAACGGAAGCAAGGAUAUGGAAGAAACAAUUCAAGAACAAGAACUAUGCCAGAAGCAGUCAAUUCUCGGGAACAUGUUGCGUAAUAAUCCUUUUGUAAUGGAAAUGCAAUGGAUGGUGUUAGUUGCAAUAACAUUAGUUGAAAUUUGUCGGAAGCUUUAUGGUAUGACUGGAUACUCUUCCAUUCGUCGAUAUGUCACGCAAAUGGAGAAUGUAACAGAGUGGUUCAUCAUAGUUAGUGUUUUCGUGAUUUCUUAUAUAUAUACCAAGAGAACAUAUACAUGGCAGAAUCACAUAGGAGCAUUUGCAGUUUUAUUAGGAUGGACUCAUUUGAUGGUUAUGAUUGGACAGUUACCAGUAUUUGGAGCCUAUGUUGCGAUGUAUACCAAAGUACAAGUAGAGUUUGCCAAGUUGUUUAUAGCUUAUUCAUGUAUGCUAGUUGGAUUCACGAUAAGUUUUUGUGUAAUUUUUCCAUCCUCGUCAUCGUUCGAGAAUCCUUUCAUGGGCUUCAUCACAGUGCUGGUAAUGAUGGUUGGAGAAUUAGAUUUAGAAUUAUUAAUCAAUGAUCCCGAUGGGAAAGAUCCCCCGUUCAUGCUAGAGCUAAGUGCUCAAAUAACAUUUGUACUAUUUCUGCUGUUCGUCACGAUAAUUUUGAUGAAUCUUUUAGUUGGAAUUGCGGUCGAUGAUAUACAAGCACUGAAAAAAACGGCAACACUUUCGAAACUGGUCGGACAAACUAAAUUGAUAUCUUAUAUUGAAUCGGCACUUUUCAAUGGAUGGCUUCCCAACUGGUUAAGAAGUUUGUUACACUACACCGCAUUAGUUUCACCACAAGCCUAUCGUGUUAUAUUGAGUAUCAAACCAUUGAAUCCAGAAGAAAAACGGCUUCCUAGAACAAUCAUGAUGGCUGCAUAUGAUAUAGCGAAGGCAAGGAAAAAUAUAAAUGCAUCCAAUCCGGUUGGAUAUAAAUUUCGCCCACAGAAUGCCAAGGAUGCCAUAAAUAUAUCACCUAUCGGAACCCAACCAGUGGAUCGGCUGGUAGAGUUAGACUAUAGCUUUGAAACUGCUAGUUUUUGUACGCUCACAACAAAAAUGGAUGAAAGUGCUGAAAAACUAGAUGCACUGGCGAAAGAGUUGUCCGAAUUGAAAGCAGUUCUGAAAUACAAUCAAAAUUUGGUCGACAAAAUAUCAAAAAUAUUAUUAAAAUAAAUCAUGUAUAGACAUUUGUCAAUAAAAUAUUAAAAAGUAUAUUAUUGAUAUACAUACUUUUAUGAAUUUCAUAAAUAAAAUUUUCAGUUAAAUACGGUAUCGAAAGAGAUGAGUUUGUUGCUUUUGUUU
Messenger RNA from Toxorhynchites rutilus septentrionalis, 3078 nucleotides. Its product is annotated as transient receptor potential channel pyrexia-like. Bases 58 to 2949 code for a protein of 963 amino acids. Gene Ontology annotation, biological process: monoatomic ion transport; transmembrane transport. The transcript has 2 exons. Lineage: Eukaryota; Metazoa; Arthropoda; Insecta; Diptera; Culicidae. Gene Ontology annotation, cellular component: membrane. Gene Ontology annotation, molecular function: monoatomic ion channel activity; protein binding. The record is from RefSeq and is a predicted model, not a curated record.